UCAUACCUCAUACCUAUCCGGCAGGGUGUAGGGGUGACGAUGGUGCUGGUCAGCACUCUGGUGGCGAUCUACUACAACGUCAUCGUGGCCUACAGCAUCUACUACUUGUGUGCCUCGUUCCAGUCUCCGUUGCCGUGGAGCGACUGCUUCUCCUGGUCAGACGAGCGCUGUGGUGUCUCUCCCAAAGGCCUGUGCAACGUGACCUCUGGAAACGGGACCAUGCUGGUGAACACAACCUGGCUAUCGGACAACAACCAGACCUGCCCUGAGCCCAGCCUGGUGCCCCUCCCCGUGCAGAGCCCCAGUGAACAGUACUGGGACUUGGUGGCGCUGAAGCGCCCUGCGAGCAUGGAGGAGACGGGGGAGGUGGUCUGGUCCCCGGCCCUCUGCCUGCUCCUGGGCUGGCUGCUGAUUGCCGUGUCUCUCCUCAAAGGCAUCAAGUCCUCUGGGAAAGUGGUGUACUUCACAGCCACCUUUCCCUACGUGGUCCUCCUGAUCCUGCUGAUCCGGGGAGUCACUCUGGAGGGCUCCAGAGAGGGGAUCGACUACUACAUCGGCACCCAGUCCAACCUGACCAAGCUCGUGGAAGCAGAGGUGUGGAAGGAUGCCGCCUCACAGAUAUUCUACUCGCUCUCCAUUGCUUGGGGCGGGGUCAUAACCCUGGCGUCCUACAACAAGUUUGAAAACAACUGCUACAAGGACUCCAUCAUCGUGUGCGGGACCAGCGUCUUCGCCGGGUUCGCCAUCUUCUCCAUCCUCGGUCACAUGGCCCACGUGUCGGGGAAGCCGGUGUCAGAGGUCGCGCAGGCUGGGUUUGGCCUGGCGUUUAUCGCCUGCCCUGAAGCCCUGUCCCAGCUGCCCGUGUCCCCGCUGUGGUCUGUGCUGUUCUUCUUCAUGCUGCUGACUCUCGGCCUGGACUCUCAGUUCGCCAGCAUCGAGGUCAUCACCACUUCGCUUCAGGACAUUUUCCCCGCCGUCUUCAAGUCCAAAGGGAGCCUGCUGACUGUGGCCACCUGCAUCACCCUCUUCCUGCUGGGGCUGCCCUGCGUCACUAGAUCAGGGAUUUACUGGGUCACCCUGAUGGACCAUUUCUGCGGCGGGUGGGUUCUUCUGGUGGCCGCAAUACUGGAGCUGUUUGGACUGUGCUAUAUCUACGGAGGGAACCGCUUCAUCAAGGAUAUCGAGAUGAUGAUCGGGGAGAGGAGCUCCUGGUUCUGGCUCUGGUGGAGGUCCUGCUGGUUCUUCAUCUCGCCCUGCGUCCUCCUUGUUAUCCUGGCCUGGUCCCUCCUCACGGUCUCCAUGCCCACCUAUGGCUCUGUGGUGUACCCCCCCUGGGGCCUGACCCUGGGCUGGUGCAUGACGGCCUUCUGCCUGCUGUGGAUCCCCGUCUGCGCCAUCUGGAAGGUGCUGAGGGCCGAAGGAAACCUAUGGCAGCGCGUGAAGACGGCGUGCUCCUCAGCGGAGGACUGGGGGCCGUACCUGGAGCGCCACUGGGGGGAGCGCUACCAGAGGAAGCGCUGCUAUUGGAGGAAGAGCUCCCUGACCUCGCCCGACUCUGACACCUGCGUCAUCACCAACAUGCACAGCAUCAAGCUCUGACCACACCGCCAUUCCCACUCCAUUCCCACGCCAUUCCCAC
Molecule: messenger RNA, 1639 nt
Organism: Conger conger (European conger)
Lineage: Eukaryota; Metazoa; Chordata; Actinopteri; Anguilliformes; Congridae
Product: sodium- and chloride-dependent neutral and basic amino acid transporter B(0+)-like
Exons: 1
Biological process (GO): sodium ion transmembrane transport
Cellular component (GO): membrane
Molecular function (GO): L-proline transmembrane transporter activity
Source: RefSeq, a predicted model, not a curated record